AUGUUAAGUAAUGUACUGCUUUGUAUAUUACUGAAUAUUUGGGUUCUCAAUAAUGGUCACAUGACAGCUGAAACACUUCAGGUUUCUGCUUCAGACGUCGGCGCACCAGCCAGUCUAAUGAUGUCUGCCAUCUCAGAUAUUUUUUUAACUGAACUUAAAUUGUCUAUUAAGACAAGAAGUUAUAAACAUGGAAAGAAUAAAGGGAUAUCAGCCUCUACUUAUGGUGCUUAUCGUUCCAAUAUGAUGCAAUUAAUGGCAAGUAUAGGUCCGAAAUUUAAACCCAAACGCAUAUCAUGUGAUAUCUCAUUGCCUGCAGUCUAUAUAGAUCAUAUUCCUAAAACCAUCGAUGUCAUACUAGCAUUGUCCAACACGGAGAUGACGCGUAUGUUUUCUUCAAACUACUGGUUCAAACGAUUGGAAAAAAUUUUAUUAUCUGCCAACCUUGAAAGCAAUAAUGUUAUUUGGUCAGCUAAAAUAAUCUCAGUUAAACCUAUAAAAUUGGAAUACCAAGGCUCUCCAAGGCGACUGGAAUACGCAAUUCGUUUAUCAAAAAGAUAUCAUGGAAUUGGCAAACCAACUGAUUUCUGUACAUAUGAUAAAGAAAAGAAACUAUUGAAGAUAAAUGUCUCAAAAUCAAUAUUAUUUUAUAAUAAUUUCUUCAUGAUGAAAAAUUCAGCUUAUCAAUUAAUUAAAUAUAUUAUUGACUUGAACAAUCAAAGAAAAGUAUUACAUAAGCCACAUCAUGAUAAAUUCAAAAAUAAAAGGAAAUCAAAGGAAUCAAAUGUGCAAGAUAUAUUUACUCCAAAGAAAUAUCAUCCUAACCGAAAUCAAAUUUGGUGA
This is a messenger RNA of Heterobilharzia americana, 840 nucleotides long. NCBI's taxonomy places the organism in Eukaryota, Metazoa, Platyhelminthes, Trematoda, Strigeidida, Schistosomatidae. The record is from the annotation of a GenBank genome assembly.